Molecule: messenger RNA, 684 nt
Organism: Geodia barretti
Lineage: Eukaryota; Metazoa; Porifera; Demospongiae; Tetractinellida; Geodiidae
Source: the annotation of a GenBank genome assembly
AUGCUGAUGCGGAUGUACUUACGGUGGGCGGAGCAGCGCAAAUUCAAGCGCGACGUCCUGGACGUGUCGGUGGGCGAUGAGGCAGGCAUCAAGAGCGCGGUGUUUCAGGUGUCGGGCAGAUUCGCUUAUGGGUAUCUACAGGCGGAACGGGGGGUACAUCGGCUUGUGCGGAUGUCACCCUUCGACUCCGACCAUGCGAGGCACACAUCUUUUGCGCUCUUGGAAGUGCUGCCGGAGGUGGAAGAGGGUGUUGAUGUAACGAUCAACCCUGAUGACCUGCGAAUUGAUGUGUUUCGCGCCGGAGGGCAUGGCGGCAGAUGUACAGAAGAACUCGACGCCGUGCGGAUAACGCACCUUCCUACGGGCAUCCGCGUGAGUUGCCAGAACGAGCGCUCGCAGCACCAAAACCGCGAGAUUGCGAUGCGAAUCCUGAUGUCGCGUCUGGUGGAGCGCGAGAUGGCUGAGAAAGCUCGCCAAAUGGCGAAGCUCAAGGGCGAUCAUGUGUCCCCGGAGUGGGGCAACCAGAUUCGGAGCUAUGUGCUUCACCCGUACAAGAUGGUGAAGGACCACCGUACCGGAUAUGACACAUCAGAUGUUGACGCCGUGCUGGAUGGCGAACUCGACGAUUUAAUCAAGGCAUGGCUGACGACCAAAAUCGGAAAUGACGAAAAACCAUCCCAUUAA